AUGCAAAUGCAAGCCAUGAAUCAAUUCAACAAUCGGGGUUUUGGUGGUCCACCGCAACCACAAAGACAGGGUCGUCGUGGUCAUAAUCGCGGAGGCUUUCGCAAUACGAGAUUUGAUCACAACAUGCACAAUGCGCAAAGGAAUAUGAAUCACGGUCAAGGAGGUCAACGGCCUAAUGAGGUUAAACCAGCUCAACCUGCUGAGAAACCUCAACAACAAAACCAGGCUCAAGUUAAGGCCCAACCACCUCAACAACAACAACAACAGCCGCAACAGCAGCCUAAACCUGAAGUUCAGCAGGCACCACCUCAGGCCCAGCCACCCAAGCAACAGACUCCUCAGCAGCCUCAAGCAAAACCUCAGCAGCAACCCCAGCAGCAGCAACAACAACAGAAGCCUGCUCAGCCUGCCCCUGUUGCUCAACCUAAAAAUGAUUCACAGGAUCAUGUGGAUAAGUCUGUGAAUGUAGAGCAAAAGCCACAAAAUCAACACAAUAAUCAAAAUCAACAGCAAAGGAACCUUAAUGGCAACUUUGGAGGUAACAAGCAACAGGGUGGUUGGGGAGGCCAAGGUGGACAAGGCAACAAACAGGGUGGCAACUUUGGACAAGGCAAUAAACCAUUUGGUGGUCCUAAACAAGGUGGUCCUGGUGGACCUCCUCGCAAUCAACGUCAAAAUAAUAUGCGAGGACCUCAGCAGGAUGGAGGAAAACCAGUGCAAAGGGAGGAACACAUGUUGGCAAAUAAACUUAAAGAUUUGAUGGGUCCCUUGAUUGAUCUGCCUCCAAUUGAUCAAACCGAAAUGAAGUUUAAUGGUAGAAGUCGGUUGUACAUUGGUAAUCUCACUGGUGAUGUCACUGAAGAUGAAAUUACUAGUUUGUUUUCUCCCUUUGGUGAAACAGCUGAGCUAUUUCUUAAUAAAGAAAAGAACUUUGGAUUCAUUAAAAUGGACUACAGGGUCAAUGCCGAGAGGGCAAAGAGGGAAUUAGAUGGCAAAAUGAGAAAUGGAAGAACACUGAGAGUAAGAUUUGCUCCUCAUAACAGUGCUGUCAGGGUGAAAAAUCUCCCACCAUUUGUAUCAAAUGAGCUUUUGUACCGUGCAUUUGAGAUAUUUGGAAAAAUUGAGAGGGCAUAUGUACGAGUAGAUGAAAGAGGGAAGACACUUGGUGAAGGAGUAGUAGAAUUUGCACGUAAACCUAGUGCUUUAGCUGCCAUCCGCAAUUGCACUGAGAAAUGUUUCUUCCUGACUUCAUCUCUGCGUCCCGUUAUAGUGGAAAGCUUUGAGGAGCCUGACGAGUUUGAUGGCUACCCAGAAAAGAACCUGCCUAAAAAGCACCCUGAAUUUCUACGGGCCCGUGAGCUUGGUCCAAGGUUCUCUGAGCCCAGCAGCUUUGAACACGAGUAUGGUACAAGGUGGAAGCAGUUGCACGAGCUUCAUCGCCAAAAAGAGGAGGCACUAAAAAAGGAAUUAGCUGCAGAAGAAGAGAAAUUAGAAGCUCAGAUGGAGUAUGCAAAAUACGAGCACGAGACGGAGUUGCUCCGCGAGCAGUUGCGGCAGCGCGAACAGGACCGCGAGCGACAGAAGCGCAGCUGGGAGCUGGCCGAGCGCGCCGCCGACGAGCGCCGCGACGCCGAGCGCCUGCAGCUGCUGCGCCAGGAGGAGGAGCUCGCGCAGCGCAUGCGCCAGCAGGACGACGAGCUGCGCCGCCGACAACAGGAGAACACACUUUUCGUGCAGGCACAACGUCUGAACUCAAUGCUGGAUCGCCAAGAGCAAGGCAUGUUUGACCAGCAGCAGCCAAUGGAUGGAGGCUACAGAGACCAGUACGACAUGCCCCGUGGGAGUUAUGAUGACAUGCCGCCAAAUCGCGGUUGGGAAGGACCGCGCCAAAUGGACGAUUACCCUAACAAACGUCGCCGUUUUUAA
This is a messenger RNA of Spodoptera littoralis (African cotton leafworm), 1926 nucleotides long. The record is from the annotation of a GenBank genome assembly. NCBI's taxonomy places the organism in Eukaryota, Metazoa, Arthropoda, Insecta, Lepidoptera, Noctuidae.